Bicyclus anynana (squinting bush brown) is the source of this 4601-nucleotide messenger RNA. It is a transcript of the gene Achl, whose product is annotated as la-related protein 6. Gene Ontology annotation, biological process: RNA processing. Bases 160 to 1374 code for a protein of 404 amino acids. The record is from RefSeq and is a predicted model, not a curated record. Gene Ontology annotation, cellular component: nucleus. Gene Ontology annotation, molecular function: mRNA binding. The transcript has a single exon. NCBI's taxonomy places the organism in Eukaryota, Metazoa, Arthropoda, Insecta, Lepidoptera, Nymphalidae.
UGCAAUGCCAUCUCGUUCGUUUCCGAACGCCUUUUACCGCGCAUCCCUCCGAUAUUAUAAAACAGUCGCGUGCGCGCCGCGCGCUCGCAGUCGUACCGCGCUACCGAGCGAGUCACACGCUCCUGUUAUGCUAAAGUGGUAAUCCCACGCGCUACCAACAUGGAGGGGACCCCUCCCGGCCACGGCGCGCCCGAGCCCGACGAGGGCAUCGCUUCCGACCGCCGCCCGUCCACCGACGACAACGCCGACCUGUCCGACUCCGCGUCCGAGGCGGGCUCGGGCGGCGGCAAGGACUCCGGCUGCGAGGUCGCGCCGGACGUGCAGGAGCCGCCCUACACGCCGCCGGACGAGGAGCUGGCCAACCGGAUCGUGGCCCAGGUCGAGUUCUACUUCUCCGACGCGAACAUCACCAAGGACGCCUUCCUCCUCAAACACGUGCGCCGGAACAAGGAAGGGUACGUCUCCCUCAAGCUGAUAUCGAGCUUCAAACGCGUCAAACACCUGACCAAGGAUUGGCGAGUGGUGGCCGAAGCGUUGAAACGGUCGACGAAGUUGGAGAUCAACGAACCGGGAACGAAACUCCGUCGGAUCGAGCCGCUGCCGGCGUACGACGAGACGACUCCUUCUAGAACCGUGGUGGCCGUCAAGAUGCCCAUCGAUCGCCCCUCGGUUGAGAACGUGUCCAGACUUUUCGCGACCUGCGGCGAAAUCGCUUUAGUCAGGGUGCUCAGGCCCGGCAACCCCGUCCCGGCCGACGUCCGUCAAUUCCUCAACAAGAAUCCCAGCCUGGUGAACUGUGUGUGUGCGUUAGUCGAGUUUACGGAGUCCGAGGCCGCGAGAGGCGCGCUGCGCCUGCAGAGCUCGGACGAGGAAGGCAUGAGAGUGUACGAGCUGAACGGAGUGCCCCGGGAGCCGAAGAGGAAGACGCCGGUGCGCCGCACGACGCCGCGGCGCCACGAGUGCGAGUACUCGUCGUGCUGCAGCGGCUCGGAGGCCGAGUACGAUUACAGAUACGGCACGCCGUUCUACAGGCGCAACUCGAGCGGAUUCUUCGCGCCGCGCUCCCCCGAGAUCCAGACGUGGGUGCCGCGCAGGCCGUCGACGUGCAGCCACAGCUCGGACUCGGGCGUGUCGUUCUUCUGCGGCUCGCGGCGCGCGUCGCAGGCCAGCACGGGCAGCGCCGGCAGCGGCGACGGCUGGCUGGCGCGGCGCCUGUCGGGCUGCUCGCUGACGGGCCCGGAGUGCGGCGGCCGGCGCCUGUCGUGCACGCCGCGCUUCGAGCCGCGCGCGCCCGUGGUGCCCGACGGCACGCGGGGCUUCCACGCCGCCGCGCGCCAGCGGAGGAUCUCGGACCUCGCGUUGUACUCGCGCUAGAAAGCGCCCGCCAACCGUGACACCUUUCUAAUCACGUUGGAUAACUGCCUUUCACGUUCUGACCACCUGGUUUUUAAUCUACGAGGAAACGAUUCGUGUUCGCGUGUUAGAUACUUAGUUUAUUGUAAAAGAAUGCACGUAGAGAGUUAGUGAAGCGAGAGUUAAGUUACCUAGCCGUUGACGUCGACGGUGCCCGUCGGCGAUUGUGAUCGAAGCUCAUUUAGUUAGGCCUAUUUAAUAUUUAAGUAACGUAUGUAAUUUAUUAGUAUGUAGUAAUUUAUUACCGCGUAUUUAUUGCGGAUAGGGCGCGCGCUGUGGGGAGUUUUCAUCCGAGUAUGUCAGAGUUGUGAGCACAAAAUUCAUUAAAACAAAAUCGACAUCGCAAAGUUUGUAGACUCAACAUCUGGCGCGAGAUGUGGGUGAUGGCGAGGCAGACGCACGUUGCGUAAAUUGGAUUGCGAACUAUGGAUGCCCGCUGCGCCGGUUACAUAACGACCAACGCAUACAGCACCGCGCUCGCUCGUCGGAACUGCCACCACUGCCAGUUGCCACUACGGGAUGCCACAAUGCGCCGAACCAACCGUCCUUUUACAUUCUGUAAGAUUAAUUAAGAUAAUUUAAGUCAGUCGCGCCAUGUCAUGUUUUAUUUAAGUUUUUUUAUAAUACUAUUUUUAAGUCGUUGUGAUUUUGAUUGCGUUGCGCAACAGUGAGAGGUGUACUAUCCGUUCGGAGCAAUCUCUUUUGUGUUUCAUUACUCGAUAGCAAUGAUACAUUUCUUCAAUUGUAUAAUCGAUGUAUCGCGCUUGUUUCUUACUUACAUAAGUAAGCAAUAUACUGAAGCUUGUUUGGAAUUCUUUUAUAAGUUCGUUAGAAUAGCUGUGAGGGGCGAGUAGCUUAGCGCCUCGGUUUUAAGGCUAAUCUUAGGAUUUGAGGAUGUCGUAACGCACAAAGCCUUAGGUGCUAAGCUGGCCGCCCCCCAACCUUGUCAUAUCGACCCUAAUCUGUCUUGUGUUGUCCCGCACAUGUUAGAAGUUUGACAUGUGAAAUAUGAAUUUCUUUGAAGCUAAGUGUUCGUAAUAGUUUUGACGUUUUGAUAACAUAUUGGUGCUAAUUGAGUCGUAUAAAACAUUUCAGUUUGGAAGUUAAAACAUCAUUUACUAUAUAUUUCGAUAACGACUUCUUUUAUCCAGUUCUACAUGCGAGAAUAAACCUGAGGACCUGGUUCGAUUCCAGGCGAAUGUAAUUUGUAAAUAAGCUUUGGCUGUCGUUAAUUAUUAUUUAAUAAUUAAAAAGAAGAAAAUCAUGUUACAAAAGACAAAUAAUAACCUUUUGUAAUCAUUAUCAGUUAACUGCACUUGGCACCAAUGUGAUCAUCCAUUGUUGUGUUAGACAUACAUGUUAUCAGCAAAUCAUACACUGUAAGCUAUAAUAAUUUCUCUUUAAGAUAACCCUGCCAAUGCCAGGCAAGCGGUACGUUUUACCCUACUAUUUUUAUUUAUAUUUGUAUUAACUUAUUGCGUUAAAGUGUACUUUGAUGAGUUGCGUCACAAAUUUUGUUUGUAGCAAUUAAUUACGUAAUUAAUGGGUAUAGUAGAGUAAUGAACCUAAGCUCUAUACAUCUAAGAGUUUUUAAGAAAAUGACGGUCUAACUAAAGAUUCUAGUGGAUUGUAAUCUCACUAGUAAUAAUUGUCAAUACCAGACACAUUAUCAGCUGGGACGUUAGCAAAUUGGACAUAGGCCUCAUUUAAGGAUUUCCAAACACCAAGGUCUAUCCCUCUAACCCAUCAGAUAACAGAAGGUCCAAACAUGACCUUAGCUUUAAAUUAUACAGAAAAUAUUUGAGUACUAAAAUUUAAAGCAGUUAUUAAUUGUUGCUUAUUAUAUUUUGAUAUAUUUCUACAAACCUUGUAGGUUUGCGAUGCUACUCCAUUCGGUAUGCUGUUUCUUUAUUUAAUUCUACCCUAUUUAUAGAAGCUAUACAACAAUCUGUCAAUUUAUUUUCUUGAUUAAAUACACUUGUUAUUUUAAAGUAUAAAAUGUUGUGUAUUGUUUUUUACUACCGUGUUAUACACUACCAAUGUUACUCAGAAAAUCUUUUCUAUAAAUGUUGGCGAUUCAAAAAUAUCACCACUUGAAGUAAGUUCAAACCGUACCUAAUUGUUCUUGCAUCAAAAAAUAUAGACACAUUGUAUAGAAAAAUUGUAUUGGAGUUUUCCACUAUUCAGGUAUGUAUACUUGGAAAAAUAGACACUCUCGAUACACUACUAUUACGUAAUUUGUUUACAUCGCUUCCUUUACCAAUAAUGAAAUCAAUUCAUACUGUCUGAUAGCUUCCAUCCGCGCAGAAUUCGGUAUUUUUCCGACGUUAAAUAUACGUCCGGUCUCAAAGAAACAAAAAUAUGUUACUAAAACUCAAUAAAUAUUCUUCCUUUGAAAAUCAAAAUCUGCUUGCUCAUAUUAUCAAUCACAUUUCAUCCAAUAACACGUAAAAUUGAGCCAAAAAGUAUCCAUGUCAAUAUCAAAAAACAAGUUAAAUCUAUGUUUGUGCCAAUUUUUAUCUGAAUCCUUAUAAGUUUUUAUGUAUAUAGGUAAAUAGGUAAAAAAAUUCAAAAGUACAAUCUUCCAUAGUUAAAAUAUAAUCAGAUUUGACAUGAAGUCCAAAAAAUUAGUAAGGUCGUCUCGAUAGUUCUUAGCACUGUGCACCUAUAUACUUUAUGAAAGAAAAAGUUGACCCAACAAAAUACCCUAAUGAGACCUUUUUUAUAAUUUUUAUAAUCGUUUUUAUAUUUGUUACUCCAUAAAAUGAUAUAUUUCAACAUUUGAUUUAUUGUUUUGUACCGUUUUGUUAAUAACAUUUUGCUUACAUUUCGUAAGCAAUUUGAAUUGAACAUAAAUUUGUAAGUGCUAAAUCGAAAAUUAAAUGUUCGGUAAAUUAAACGUCUCCAAUUAAUGCAUUUAAUACUUAACGCAAAUUUGUUUUAUGCUAAAUCAUCAUCAUGGUAACAUCUUUUAAUUCUUGUACCAUAAUAUUAUAAAGUGUUAAUUUUGUCGUAUUCUGUAUAUAUUAGCAUCUUUGUAUUUAUCGUAUUGAAAUUCGCUUUUAUAAUGCUAUUUUUCCGAGUAAGUACUUAGUUAAUGUUAAUUUUAUCCGGCACAAUAAACUCGGAUCUGUUGCGUCCUCCUCGCUAUUGUAAUAAUGGUUUUUAAAUAUAACUUUUUUAAAGAA